Molecule: messenger RNA, 2928 nt
Organism: Linderina pennispora
Lineage: Eukaryota; Fungi; Kickxellomycota; Kickxellomycetes; Kickxellales; Kickxellaceae
Exons: 9
Coding region: 1-2928 (975 amino acids)
Cellular component (GO): nuclear pore
Molecular function (GO): structural constituent of nuclear pore
Source: RefSeq, a predicted model, not a curated record
AUGGCCAUGAUAGCGAGUCCAAACGAGCUUGUUUCGCUUGCUACCACUCUGACACUGAGUCGAGACCGCAAGCUCCGGUUCUGGACCAGUGCAUGGGCAACCACCCUCCAGCACGAGGAGCAGCUACCCCUGUUGGAUCUAUCCGGAAGCACAGUCUCUAUUGAGCUUCGGGACUCUCCGCAGCAGCAGCUUGACCCACGUGUUGGCAACUACAUUCGUAUUGUAUCGGAAAGCCGAUCGGAAUCAGCCGUCGAAGGCUGUUGCAGCCCCUCGUUCUGCGUGCUGGUGUUUGUUUGUGACGAAGCAGCGCCCUACUUUAUCAUGUUCCACGUUCUGGGCGAUGCGCAAGGUCGGAUCACAGACGUCCAACCUGUCAUGCGCAAGGUUUCGCAGCACGAUGGGGUGGUACGUGACGGCCACGCAGAGGACUCACAAGCAUACUGGACAUUGUGGGCGCUAUGGAAGCGGUCUCAGGAGUCAGUGGUCGCCUACUCGCACUUUAUUUUGCACCACAGCGGAGCAGGUGGGCUGAGGUGCGAGGACCACCCGAUUUUUGGCAAGCGCUGGUACACAGCGAUCUCUCCCUGCAAAAGAGCGAUAUCGAAGCAAGGCUGGCCCAGACCGUGGAUACUGGUGGCCAAAGUGGGAGAGUCGGAUAGUGGUGUGCAGCCGCUUGAUAUUGAAAAGGCGUUCUUGGACCAUUUGUUUAACCCGUCGCGCUUCGAUCGUGGUGUGCUCGAGCAUGCUCUUGAUCAGUACAUGGCGUGGGCUAGCGGCCAUGGGUUCGACCUGCCUGCAGAAACUCACGAAAUCACAGCGUCGAGUCUGCGGCUGCGCCAGCGUGUUGCCAGCGCUGUGGGCUCAUUCCUGCAGGUGCAGACCAGCCCCAAAGAUGGCUCCAUGCUGGUGGGCGAGUACCAUCGGUCGUUAUUCACCGAGUGGAUGCGGUAUUCAACUCUAUGUGCGCGAGUCCAGCUAGGCGGCAAUGCGCUGCACGUCGUCCAAGCAGCUGACGAGGUUGAGUGUAUGCGUGCCAUCAUGGAGAGUGAUCCGGCGGCGUCGGUUCUGCUCAGUGUUCCCGAAUACAUGGUUGCGCAGUCAUAUCCGCUACUGGCAAAGAGCAAUGCGCGCGCUGAGAUUGCACGCUUCUUGGCUGCCUCGUCGUAUUUAGCAGGCGUUGCCCGCGAGCCUAGCAUCUCAACACUGGUAUCGUACGAGGUGCGCGCAAUGGAGCUGUUCGAGAAACAUGUUGCCGGCUCGGUUUCAGCAAAACAUGCCCAAUAUGUCGGUCGCAUGCUUGGCUUGUGCCGGGCGCCUGGCGAUACUGCCUGCCACAUUCUUAGCGCGCUGAUUCCAGUCUACAGAAUUCGCCAGGCCCAAUUGGCGAUGCAGAAAAGCGCGUUGAAGUCGAGCUGCACCAUGGAUGGCCUGCUCCUUUCUGGCUUUGCGAAAGCUAACCGUGCCCGGCUCGAACUCUCUCGUGACCUUAUGCUGCUGCUGGUCUGCGCUGUGUACUAUUGUGACCGGUGGUGGUCUGUGAAGCUACACAACAUGCCCGAGCUGCUGGCGAUUUGCACCAAAGCGCUGAACCAGUUUGCGCUGAUCCAGUGGGUGGCUGACCAAUCGUUAAACUCGCCCAGCGGUGCCGUCGAUGAUAGCACGGGUGAUGGAUUCCUGGGCAAAUUUUCGGUGCUCAACAUUGACCUUUGCAACGACACGACACUCAGCCAUAGCGCCGAGGGAGGGGGAGAGACGAGCAGCUCCGAGUUUGUCUACAGUCUUCUCCACGACAUUGUCAGUCGCAACUUCUCACUGCACAUUGUUGACCGUUCGCGUGCCUUUGCCGACAUGGUGGCAGAUGGUGUGCUUCAAAUGUAUGCCCAUCUGGGCGUUACAGGCCCGCAAGGCCCAGGGCUGCAGGCACGCGGCACCCUUGUCGAGUUCGCUGCCAAGCUGGAGAGGUCGGCAACGGCCGAAGUGACCGAGGGCUUCUUGCAAUUCCUACCCAAGAGCACUGCACUCAGCUUCCUCAGUGGCCUGGUCUCGAUGCGCCUGCGCGAAACAUGUUUGAAUCUGGCACAUCAGUUUGAACAUGUCGGUCGCUUCUGCCACUUGGCGCUCGAGGCGUUGCAGGAGGAGAGUCGGAUGGACGGUUUCGAGCUUGAUGAAGCCACAGCUUUUGAUCUGCGUCGCGAUCUGUGGUUCAAGAUAUUCCACGCCGAGCUCGAAUGCGCCCACUACGAGGAUGCAUAUAUGGCUAUGAUGGCUAUCCCCGAUAAGACGCUGCAGCUGGACUGCUUGCGGCACAUGCUGGGCGUCCUGUGCGAGCGCGAAGGCGGUGUGGCAGUCCUGUGCCGAUUCGGAUUCCCAGGCAUGCAGGAGGAGGUCGAGCGCAAUCUGCUGUUCAAGGCACGCGAGGUCAACUAUUACAAGAUCCUCUAUGCGUUCCAUGUCUACCGUGGCAACUACCGCAAUGCUGCCUCGGCCAUGUACCAGUAUGCCUGCCGCCUCGGCCAGCUCAUGGUGCGCGAAGGUGACUUUGCCUCGAUGCUGGUCGAUCAGGGCCAAGGCGCUGCUGGCGUGUAUCAACAGGCUUGCAGCUUGUUGACAAGCAGGGCGGCCUCGGGCAAUAGCCGCAAACGCCGCUGCAUCGCUGUUGGACGCUACGACGCUGGGACGAAAGGUCGAUGGCAUCGACAUCGUCGAAAUAGACGACAUCCGGCGGCGAGUAUGCCCUGUGCAUGGCACGGAUCACACUCGGCGCUCACUUUUGGCGACCUGUUUUCGCGCGAUGUUGCCAUGGAGCCAGAGGAUGCGGUUGCUCUGUUUGUCAAGGCAGGAAUGUACGAUAGCGCGGCGACGUUUGCCAGACACUGUCGGCUUGAAGCUCGACUUUGUCCUGACAUCGCUAACGAUGAAAUGCCUUGA